Messenger RNA from Daldinia decipiens, 1457 nucleotides. Its product is annotated as translation initiation factor eIF5A. The transcript is spliced from 4 exons. Bases 307 to 783 code for a protein of 158 amino acids. Gene Ontology annotation, molecular function: ribosome binding; translation elongation factor activity; RNA binding. The record is from RefSeq and is a predicted model, not a curated record. Lineage: Eukaryota; Fungi; Ascomycota; Sordariomycetes; Xylariales; Hypoxylaceae. Gene Ontology annotation, biological process: positive regulation of translational elongation; positive regulation of translational termination.
AUACAAGAGCUGCUGGAGCUGCUUAGAUUAGUGGGGCUAAUAAGCCAAUCAGACAUAACACAAACUGUGUGCCCAAUUGAUUCUGAGAAGAAAAAAUAUCCCGUCUUUUGCCCUUGACGGUUUCCUCCACUCUACUUUUUUUCAACCCCCUCCCUCUACAUCUUCCACAUCUUCUCAAUCCUCCCCCUCUACAAAAAAAAAAGUCCACCAACUCAUAUUCCAGUCUUGGACAUUUAGCUGGGCCAUUUGUGCAUCUUCCUUUCUCUUCUACUCUAACAACACUUUCACUUCGGUCAAUCCUUCAAAAUGGCGGACGAGUUCGAGAUCGACAACCAGGGCGAUGCCGGUGCGUCUGCCACUUUCCCCAUGCAGUGCUCUGCUCUGCGCAAGAACGGUGCCGUCGUCAUCAAGGGCCGCCCCUGCAAGAUCGUAGACAUGUCCACCUCCAAGACCGGAAAGCACGGUCACGCCAAGGUCCAUCUCGUCGGUAUCGACAUCUUCACCGGCAAGAAGCUUGAAGAACUUUGCCCUUCCACCCACAACAUGGAGGUCCCCGUUGUCAAGAUCAAGCAGUACAACUUCUCUCACCUUGAGGAUGGCUUCAUUGUUCUCCACGACAUCAACACCAGCGAGGAGCGAAGCGACAUCAAGGUCCCCGAGGGUGAGAUUGGUAACAAGAUCGAGGCCGCCGAUGAGAACGGAACCCCUCUCAUCAUUACCAUUCAGUCCGCCAUGGGCGAAGAGGCGGCCAUCAAGGCCGACGAGCCUGCCCAGAAGGACUAAAUCUCCAGUUAGGGGACUUAUGACUCAGGUAGAGGAUGUCACUGGAUCGAGUGUUACUUAUGGGCCUCGACCAACUUGGACAUCGCCAGAAGGGAGGGUUGUUUAACUAGCCAACUGGUAGCUAGGUUCGUAUUGGACGCUGGCCCGCGGGGUUUUGCGUACAAAUGUGCUAUCCACUGUGGAGGAAUCAAACAUAUGGUACGAUAGUCCUCGAAUUUCGCAUCUAUCCCCAUCUCUUUGAGGAACGAAAAUGAUGUGCAUUUUGAGGAUUUCAGCAAAACAGGUCUCCUGUUUUUAUUAGCACUUGACUUGUCCUACAGAAUCUACGAGAUCUCCCUUUAUUUUUGUAUUUGGUGAUAAUCAACAAUCAUAUUUACGUGACUUAGGAGCUACCAAUUUACUCAUAUAUGAAUUUUACUUUGCUGCGAUUCUGUAUUUACAUAUAGGGUUGGCCGGUAUUAAUAUUCCACGAUCUGAAUGCAAUCUGAAAUGGGAUGAGUAUCAAACCUCUGCUACACUGGUCAAGCAGCUAGGUUUAUCUAACCGUGUAAAAUAUAUGGCAAGGCGUGAAAUAGUGAACCUAAACACCCUAAGACAAUUCCAGGGGCUAACGAGGAAAUAAAUGGAUUUGUUAACUGCUAUAUAAUGCCUAGAAUUGUAAGUGUAAGUUGGAU